Messenger RNA from Akanthomyces muscarius, 2115 nucleotides. RefSeq lists its product as uncharacterized. Lineage: Eukaryota; Fungi; Ascomycota; Sordariomycetes; Hypocreales; Cordycipitaceae. Gene Ontology annotation, cellular component: mating projection tip. The record is from RefSeq and is a predicted model, not a curated record. The transcript has a single exon. The coding region runs from base 1 to 2115 and encodes 704 amino acids.
AUGUUCUCCUCACAGAAACGCGACGACCAGGCGUCGUAUCCCGCCGUUCCGCACUCUUUACGCUCUGAUCCAUACGAGACUCUGGAUCAUCCGCGAAACCCCGGCGCUCGUCCCGUUGCCUACUCUCAAAUCACCCCGUACCUCGGUAUCCGGGCCAGGAUGUCUCAAAUAUGGAUCAAUCGCUGGACCAUCCUUCUUCUCCUCGUCCUGCUCCGCGUUGUCAUCCUGAUUGCGCAGCUCAAGGACAACGUCGGGGACGCCAAGACAAAGGCACUCUCCGCUUGCAGCAAGGUUGAAGAUGUCGGAAGUGCCAUGGCCUCCAUGCCUCACUACUUGUCCGUUGGCGUUAAUUCAAUGGCCGCCAAAGGUAUGCAGGAGGCUGUGCACGGAAUGGCCAAGAUGCUGGAUCUCAUCAUGCAAGCCGUUCCUGCAAUGAUUGUUUUCUACAUCAAUUUCUUGGUCGCCACCUACGCUUGUCUCAUCACUGCCAUGGUCCACGGCAGUUUGGACGUCGUGGCCUCUGUCACCAAAGAUGCCACGAAGGCCUUCAACGACGUCAUUGAUGGUGCUACCAAAGAAAUCCAAGAUAUCUCUGGUGACUUGGAAAGUGGCAUCAACAAGAUCACAAAAUCAAUUCAAAACUCUGUCUUUGGAAAGCUGAUUCCCGACAUCCCCAAGGUCGACUUCUCGAAGCCAGUCGACAAGCUCAAGGGAUUCGAUCUCAACUCGGACGAAUUCGUCAAGGACGUUCAAAAGCUCAACAAAGAUCUGCCCACCUUUGAGGAAGUCCAAAACCUGACCAGCCAAGCUGUCUCAUUUCCGUUCAAACUUGUCCGCGAGGCCCUCAACGAAACAUAUGGAAAUUGGACUUUCAAAAAAGACGUCUUUCCAUUAGCCCAAAAGAAGAAAAUGACAUUCUGCUCUGACAACGACACACUGAGCAACUUCUUCCAGAAGCUAUUUGAUCUUAUCCACAAAGCAAGAAUCAUUUUCCUGGUAGUUCUUAGCCUCCUCGCCGUUCUCGCCAUCGCCCCCAUGGCUGCGUUUGAGAUGUACCGAUGGAGACGGCAGCAGAAACAUUCUGAGCUUAUCGAAAAGAACCAAUUCGAUCCCAUGGAUGUAAUCUAUAUUGCAUCGCGUCCCCUCACUUCCAGAGUCGGUAUCAAGUUUGGUUCGCGUCUCAGGGGAGACAGAAAGGUCCUGAUGAGAUGGUGUGUCGCUUAUGCUACCUCACCUCCGGCUCUUUUCGUUCUUUCGCUUGCUGUUGCUGGGUUCUUUUCUUGCUUCUGCCAGUGGAUCCUGCUCAAGGCUGUGCAAAAGGAAGUCCCUGAGAUAACAGAAAAGGUUGGUGCUUUCGCUGAAAAUGUGGUCAAGUCUCUGGAGCAGGUAUCUGUAGAUUGGGCCAACGACGCGAACGGCGUUGUCAUCGGUUUCAACGAUGACAUCAACAAGGACGUACUGGGAUACGUGACGAAUGCCACCGAUGCCGUCAACAGCACUAUCAACACCUUCAUGGACACCAUGGAGAAGGGCCUGGAGACUGUUUUCAAUGGCACAAUUCUCCUAGACCCAAUCAAGUCCGUCCUACACUGUGUUAUUGGCAUCAAGAUUGAAAACGUCCAGAAAGGCUUGACAUGGGUACAUGACCAUGCACACGUCGACUUUCCCCGAUUUCCCAACGACACAUUCAGUCAGGGUGCCAACGAUUCCAUUUCUGGGGAUUCCGACCUUAACACCUUCCUUUCAUCGCCGUCCUCUGUGACUACAGAUGAAGUGAGCGGUGCAAUCAAGCAUGUGGUCAACUGGCUGCUCAACAACAUCAUUCAGGAAGCGCUCAUUUCGACCGGCAUUUUGCUAGUUUACAUCAUUGUUGUCCUACUUGGUGUCGUUCGCACACUGGCGGGCAUGGCGUCUCCGGGCGCAGGAAGGCCGCAGGAAGCAAUGCGCUACACCGGCGAUGACCGACCCCCCCUGGCUCCCCGAUCACCACAAAGCAGCGGCACUGCCCAUGGCCAAUUUGGCGACUUCGGGGAUCAGGCUGCCCGGCCAAGACAUGUCCCGCUGCAAGAGAAGGGCGAGGCGCACGGGCACCACGGACAAGGCGGUACUUUCUAG